AUGAAGCUGGCGCAGGAGUCGCAGACCUCCAUUUCUGAAUCCAGCAUCAAUGUUCAUUCCGGUGACUUGGAGCACCACUUGAAUGAAUCCACUUUGGAUUCUUUGGGUUCUUUGGAUGUGCAGAGUGCCUUGCUCGCUCGCUCCUCGAGAACCUCUGUCGGUGACCACAUCAACCGUACCAGGGAUGAAGAGCUCGAGGAGUCCCUGGAUGCCGUGGUCUCGGCGAAAUUCUUCGGCUCGGUCGUCAACACCUUCAAAGGAGCUGCCCAGGUGGUCGCAGAUGCCGGCAUGGCCGUGGGCUCGGCCGUUGCCAACGCCGCCGUCGUGGUCGGGAAUCAUGUCAUCAGGGCACCGACCAUGCGCAUUGACCAGCUGCCUCAGGGCCUCAAAAACUUCGCGGAGGACCUGGGAAAUCAGGCCCUGAACGUUGCCACAGUCACAGCCCACACCGCCGUGCACGUGGCCCAGAAGGCAGCGACGACAACGAUCCAGCUGGCGGGGACUGUGUUGGAGCACGCGAAGAAGACGGCCGAGCAAGGGGCAAAGCUGGCAACCAAAGUGGGAAACUUCAUCGCAGACCAAGCUCGCGCCCUGGGAGGCGAGAUCGCCAAGCUUGGGCCUUUGGCCGCAGGCCUGGGGCAGGCAGCUUGGAACGAGAUGAAGAAGUUCAUCAGCUGCCUGAGGGAGUCCACAUCUCUUUGUCAGCUGCUGAUUGGAAAGGAGUGUGAUUGCAGUGCCGGAAGCUACGUCGAGAUGCAUCACGACCGGAUGGAGCUGAGGUGCGUCUUCAGCAAAGUCUCCGAGUUUUCGCAGGGGUUCGGGAUCAAGGCAACCCGGGCCGGCAGCGGUGACCCGAGCUUAGGGCUUCCGGGAGAAGAGUAUGCACAGGCCACCAAGAUGUACAACGACGUCCUGAAGUCCCGAAAGGGCUUGAAAGCCAUGCAGCAGGCUGCCCCCCAGCCGUUAUGCGAAGCAGGGCUCGAGAUCGCCAUCGAUGGCGUCUCGCAGUUCAGCCCUGACGUCAAGGUCACCGUGCACACGAACGGGGACACGUGGUUCGAGAUCAGCGGCUCCAUCCGGGCAUCCUACGACACCCUCGUCACGGGCCAGGGCAGCUGCAGCUACACGCUCAAGAGGGGCCUGCCGGAGCAGCCCAAAACCAAGGUGAUCUGUGCCGGGAAAUUCUGCAUCAUGAUCUCGCUUCAGAUGGUUGCAGCCCUGGCGAUAAAAGGCGUCCUCACGGGAACUAUGGACCUGUCCACCGAAGUGGAGUUCGAGAUCUCCGCCAACGUCUUUGUCAACAAGCACGGCAGAUCCGACGUGACUGCGAACAGCCCGGUCAUGAAGCACCAGGAAGCUGUCAAGAUCGGCGUCAGCGCCGACGCAUCCGUCAAGUUGAGCGUCGGGCCAGAGCUCGUAGUGUGGCCCAUGCCGGGAAUUCCCAUAACGUUUGCCCCCAAGAUGCAUGCCGAAGCCAAAGCGAGGGGCACUAUCCAGCACUCAAGUGCACUGCUGCUCGACCAGGAGUCUGAUUGGGUCUCCCAUCCUGCGAACACGAGCUCAAACGCAAGCUUCAGCCUUCUCGAAGAGCAGGAGAGCCGGUCCAACGUGCUCGAGCCUUGUGGCGCAGCGGCCGUGACGAUCUACUCGGACUUCGGCAUUACCGGCUUCGGCCUGCCCGCAUGGCUGAGGGCUUUGCUGGAUGACGGCUUGCUGAGGCACCUGAUCCAUGUGGCCUUGAUGAAAGGUGCCGAGGCGAUGAUGAAGAUGAUGACCGGCCCCAUGCAGUGCGUGCCGGGCGCCUCUGCAGUCACCAACAGGGUCAUGGAGGCUGCGAGCGCAGCAGCCUCGGCCAUCUCAAACCUGAUCCCGGACCUGGGCCUGAGAUGGGACUUCAAGACGAUCCAGCUUCUACAGCCUCAGAAGUUCUUCUGUGAGGAGGUGUGGACGACACCGAACUUCCAGGAUUCUCCUUGUGCUUCGGAACUCGGCUGUAAGACUGCUGGCCAGGGACGUCCAGACGAGUCGGAGGUCGAGGAUGUGCCACCAGCAAUGGUGACGAACACCCCUCAAAACACACACGGAACGCCCGGAUGCUUCGACCUUCCCAUGGGAGAUCGCUUCAUACAGCUUGGCAAGUGGCGCAUCGCCGACAUCGACGGGAACCACUUCACGAUCUCGCACCAGGACCAUCACAAAGUGCCCACCUUGUGGCGAGGUCAUGAUGGGACAACCCACCAUACCCACAGAAGCGGCUGGGAGACUCACUGGCAUGCCUGGGGCAGGCCGAUCUUGCCGUGCGGCCAAGCCAAGCAGAUCAAGUUUGGGUUCCAGUUCAUCCAGAUUGGCAACUUCCGCAUCGGCGCAGUCGACGACAACCACUUCUCUGUUUCGCAGGUCCACUCCAAGAAGACGUGUGCGAUUUACAGAAACGAUGCGCAGAGGUUUUGGGGACCGCGCACUGACUGGAACGUCUUGGACCGUUCCGAGGGCGCUCCAAUCGGUGUCACUGUUGGAGACCGGUUCCUGCAACUGGGCAACUUCCGCCUUGGGGACGCGGACGGCUCGCACAUGCCCUUGAUCUGGACGCAUGACGGACACAAGCGGACGAUUGAGGUUUACACGAAUGCCGGUCAUGUCGCCCACGACAACCAGAAUUGGAACUACGUGCUGCACCGUCCCGUGGCCCCAUGGACCUGCAAGGGCAUUGCGGAGGUGGCCCAUGGAGUCUGCAAUCCGAACUUCGGAUCCUGGGGAGACCGCUUCGUGCAGAUCGGCGACUGGCGCUUGGCAGCUCUCGAUGCGCACCACUUCAGCAUCUCCCACAAGAAUGGCAACAACGCCCAAAUCUACAAGAGCAAUGGCCACCGCUACUCGGGACGCUGGAGUGACAGUGCCUGGCGCAGGCCCAUCGGCCUUCCCUCCGGCAUCACCUUCGGGAGCGAGUUCAUCCAGAUCGGCAACUUCCGCCUGGCAGCGCUGGACCACAACCACAUGAGCAUCUCCCAUCAGAAUGGGCAGACUGCGCAGAUCUUCCGAGGGCAUGAUGGCACCCUUCACCCAGGGCCGAGGACCGAUUGGAAUGCGUGGCAAGGACAUUGGGGACGCAGUGCUGGUCCCGCCGGAGUGGGCUAUGGGGAUCGGUUCUUGCAAAUUGGCAACUUCCGCAUCGGGGUUGGGGACGGAUCUUCGCAGCAUUUGCUGCUGACCCACACCAACCCCGGGAAUGGCAACAGCCAGACGAUUCAAGUGUACAAAUACGAUGGCACGGUCCAGGGGCGCCAGCCGACUUGGACCACCCAUUUGGUCCACCGACCCACACAGUGGCACUGUGGUGCCAUCCAGAGCAUCCUCGGAUCUUGCCCAGGAAUCACCACAGGCCCCGGGUUCAUCCAGUUUGGGGACUGGCGCCUGGCGGCGAUUGACUGGUGGCACUUCUCCAUCUCCCACCGCACCAUCCACACAUCUAUGAUCUUCACUGCUGAUGGGCAUCACCACCCAGGAUCGCGAAGGGAUUGGAGCGGCUGGGGCCUUGAGCCCAGGCACGUGGCCGCCGGAGAGAUGGGGGAAGUGAAGCUGGGAGAUCGAUUCAUCCAGUUCGGAAAGUACUGGCGGAUCGGCGAAGUGGAUUCCAGGCAUUUCUCCGUCUCUCAUGUUCAUGGCAAGACUUCCUACAUCUACCGCGCAGAUGGGCAUCUGUUCGGGGGCCCCCGCACCGACUACAACCUCUGGUCUCGCAAGUACACCGGCAAGCCUAAAGGCGUUUCCUUUGGGGAUCGCUUCGUGCAGAUCGGUAGCUUCCGAGUAGGAGCCGUUGAUCAUUGGCACUUCUCCGUGGCGCACAUGGAUGGCAAGACCGUUGAGAUCUACACCGGAGACGGGCAUCGACAUAUGGGGAACGGACACCGCACCGACUGGACGACCUUUGGUCGUCCGCUGGCGGAUUGCCAAGUUCUACCCGAGAGCAAGCAGCUCUUUACAUCCAGCUCGCUGGUCGCCUUGUACAGCCCCGCGCACAAACGCUACCUGCAGCUGAACAAGCACACACAAGACAUGGCAGCCACUGGCGUCAUGGACGGGCCGGUGGAUCUUCCCUACGGCAUGGCCUUCGAGCGCUUCGCCGUCGUCGAUGCGGGCAACGGGAACGUCGCGCUGCACAGCGCCCUCAGCAACCGCUUCAUGAAGAUGGCCGGGGACCAGAUGACCGUCAGCCCAAUCAAGGCGGCCAAGCACUUGCCGGCUGGUUGGGGCUCAGAGUUCUUUCGAGUCGUCGACGCAGGAGAUGGAAUGGUGGCACUCCACAACCCAGGCAACAACCGCUACGUCACCAUGGAACCGAGUGGACAUGUCAGAGCCAGCAGCCACCAACAUGCCCACACGCUGCCUUCGGGGUGGUCAUGGGAGCGCUUCUACAUGGUGCCUGUGAAGAACUACCUUCAGCCAGGCACGAUGGUGGCCCUGCACAAUGCUGCUCACAACCGCUUCCUGCGCAUGCACGGCCACUACAUGGAUGGCAGCGGCCACCACCACGCCGCCCUCCCCGAUGGCUGGACGUGGGAGCGAUUCAGAGUGGUGGAUGCAGGCAACGGCAUGAUUGCAUUGUACAACCGCAUCCACAAUCGCUACGUGAAGAUGGGCUGGGACGGACAUCGUCAUACAGUGAGUUGCAGUCCGCAUCCGCCCACGGGCAGCAGCGAGCUCCCAAAUGGCUGGGGCUCUGAGAGCUUCGUGCCCGUUCCGAUCAAUGCAGCGCACAACGACGUCGCGCUUUGGCAUCCGGACCACCAUCGUGCGCUCACACUGAAUGGCAACAGAGUCGAGGCGAGUCAGCACCACGUAGCCGCCCAGGACAUGAACGUCCACUGGACCUGGCAGACCUUCCGGGUGCUAGUGCCAAAGGCCUCACACCUCGCACCGAUCCGUCUGCUCGGCUGCGAGAAAAAGACCGCCGAGAGCUUCGGAGUCCGAGGCUCGCUCAAGCUGUCAUUGUCAUCUUCCGUCAACGCCAGCUCCUACUCGAAGCUGUCCUCGGGGAGCAAUGCGAGCACCCGGCUCUUCCACUAUGGCUCCACGGUGGCCAUCUUCAACCCGCUACACAAGCGCUACGUGCAAAUGAACAAGCAUCACCAAACUAUGAGCUCCACCGGCGUCCACCAUGAUGGGGAUCUGUCGCUGCCGAUGCAUUGGACGUACGAGCGCUUUACCCUCGUGGAUGCUGGCCAUGGAAGGGUGGCUCUUCACAACACGCUCAGCAACCGCUUCAUCAAAAUGGCCGGCGACCAUGUCACCAUCAGUCCAAUCAAGGCCAGCAACCACCUCCCACAUGACUGGGGUUCCGAGUUCUUCGAGGUCGUCGAUGCAGGACAUGGCAUGGUCGGGCUUCACCAGCCGGGCAACAACCGCUACAUUUCCAUGAGACCGGAUGGACAUCUUUAUGGCAGUCCCCACCAUGGCAGCGACCAUGUGCCCCAUGGUUGGACCUGGCAGAAGUUCUUUCUCGUGCCCGCAAGGCCUUACCUCGUACCCGGGUCCGUUGUGGCCCUGUACAACAGGCCCGCCAAUCGCUUCCUCCGCAUGCACAGCACUUUCAUGGACGGCAGUGGCCACCCACCCCAUCCCCCCAACUUUCCCGAGAAUUGGGGCUGGGAGAGGUUCAAAGUGGUGGAUGCCGGCUUUGGCAGGAUUGCGCUGCACAGCCACUCCUGGCAUCGCUUCGUGAAGAUGGACCACCACUCGGUGACCGUCAGCCCGCACUCUGAUGGCAGCCAUUGGCCCCAGGGUUGGCACUCCGAAGCCUUUGUUCCCAUUCCCAUCGACCCACGCCACAACAAGAUCGUGCUCUGGCACCCCGACUUCGGGCAUUGCAUCAAGCAGCACGGUCACACCGUCAUUCGCAGCCCGCACAUCAACGCCCAGGACGUGCCGCACUCGUGGGCAUCAGAGAUUUACGAGGUCGUGACGCUCUCAGACCCCCCAGCGGCCUAG
Messenger RNA from Symbiodinium natans, 5985 nucleotides. The record is from the annotation of a GenBank genome assembly. NCBI's taxonomy places the organism in Eukaryota, Dinophyceae, Suessiales, Symbiodiniaceae.